UGAAUUGCUUUGGGAACACUGUUCAACAACAGAAUCACUAUCGAACCUGCUUCUCUGUCCCAGAGGGGCAUUGUGAGUCCUCCAGACAGACACGGGGCACACAGUCCUCUGCUGAAUGAUUGAAAUGUCACGCUACAGAGACAAGUCAGUCCUAGCAAAAACGUUGCUUCUAGUCCAGGUAAUUUAGCUUGGAAACCAUCUGGAGAAGUGAAGGGGAAGGAAUAUUUUCUUGUGGCUAAGGUGGCAACUGGCAUUUUGCCAUCACUGAGGGCACCUCAGAUGUCCAUGUAACCGCUGGUGCUUCCUGAAGAGAUCCCUGCAUCACCCUCCUGCUCCAUAGGCCUCCUGGGCACUGGGACAUGGUGGAAGCGGAUGGACAUCAGAGCCUCUCAGAGGAGGACUGGUCUCCUCCCACAGCACCUGGUGAAUGGACACAACGUGUUUCUCUCCACCAUCUGAUCACCCAGCGGCUUGAAGUCUGAAUUUCUCAUCUGAGCCACAGGCAAGAACCACUGUCCAGCUUCACAGCCUCACUUAUCUCCAUGUCUUUUCAUCUCCACUGCCUGCAGCACUUGUUCUCAAAGGAGGGAGUUCAGAACUGGGUGUUGCUUAUAAAGGAGUGACUGACUCACAAGAGAGCUGAGCAAGUCUUUGAAAAUUCUGAGUAAAGUGAAAGAAAUCACCAAACUAGAGCUCCAAGUUAUGUCUUUCUCACAGCCUUCUUCUAGAACAGGCUGCUUGUUCUAAAAAACAAGUGCAGUUCUAAAAAACAUGGAACUAAGGACUUUUGAAGGGAAUUUUUUUGCAGAGUACUUUCUGGAGUGCUGUUAUAAUACCAUGUUUUACUCUUUUGUGAAGGCUUUUUGCUUAAUUCAUCUCAUUUAUAAAGUUUAAAAUCCCUGUCGCUGAUAUGUGCCAAACAAACCCAGCAAGAUCUGGGCAUCUGUUUCUCUUUGCUUUCUUAUAGCAUAGAAUUAUAAUUUACCUUUGCCUGCUUAGAUGUAGAAUGCUAGUCAGGUGUGUGACAUUAUCUCAUUUGCCUGGCAGGUAAGCUGCAAAGUGCUGCAAUUCUUCCACCAGUACAUGCUGGGCUGCAACUACUUCUGGAUGCUGUGUGAAGGCAUUUACCUGCACACACUGAUUGUGGUGGCUGUCUUUGCAGAGGAGCAGCGCUUGCACUGGUAUUACCUCUUGGGCUGGGGGUUUCCUUUAGUGCCAGCUUCAAUUCAUGCAGUUGCAAGAGCCAAAUACUUCAAUGACAACUGCUGGAUGAGUGUUGACACUCACUUGCUUUAUAUUGUUCAUGGACCUGUAAUGGCAGCUUUAUUGGUCAAUUUUUUCUUUUUGCUUAACAUUGUCCGAGUUUUGGUGACAAAGCUAAGAGAUACCCACCGUGCUGAGUCCAACAUGUAUAUGAAAGCUGUCAGAGCCACGUUAAUCCUGGUUCCCUUACUAGGAAUUCAGUUUGUCAUUAUUCCCUGGAGACCAGAAAACCGACUUGCUGGAGAAAUAUAUGAUUACAUCAUGCAUAUAUUAAUGCAUUACCAGGGCUUGCUUGUGGCAACUAUAUUCUGCUUCUUCAAUGGUGAGGUACAAGGGGCUUUGAAGAGGCAGUGGACACAGUACAAAACCCAGUGGGGCCAAAGGCGUCGAGAGCACUGCUCCACCAGAUCCACCUCCUACACAGCAACGUCCAUCACAGAGGUCCCUGUCUACCUGUACCAUCAUGACUCCAACAACGAGCAGCUCAAUGGAAGAUACGUAGACGACUCUGAACUUGUUGCAUUGAAGUCUGGGGAGACAUCGGCCUAGCUGGGCAGCAGCCACUGCAAACACACCAUUUCAUGUCUGCUUGUGAACAAAGAGAGGAAAAGAGUAGGGAAUCCAAGUGGAAGAGAGCAAAACUGGGUGACUGGAUACAUGGCAUUCAAACCACAUCAGCCUCUGACAGCAAUGGUGCAGGGAAUCUGGCACAGAGGUAGGAAUCGCAGUUUAUCCUUCUGAGCAUGGAUGUGCCUGCCAGGCCCAUCCCACACCUUCCCACACCUCCCGUAUCAAGUGAUGAUCCAGCAGCAGCAGCAGUGCCAGGAGUGCACAGCAAAUAGGAAAGAAGGAACUGGUACCUGGCAACUGGAAACAUUCCGCACUUUUUGCUGUCAGUACUUUUCUUUAACAGCAGAUUUUGAACUAUCAACUUUCACAUGAUGUAACUCGCUUGCGGUCCUUUACUUUUACCCAUUUGAGGAACCUGGUGACUUCUGAAGAGAUUUUGCACACUGUGAGACAAAUCAAGCAGAGAAACAGAAAAACUCAUUCCAAAGUACUCACAUCUUGAUGAUCUCCAACAAAUACCCCAACAUAUCAUCAUCACAUUAGCAGGUGCAUAAAACAAAUGAUGGUAAAGCCGUAGGUAUUGAGAUCUCAGACAUCCUCAGAAAACCAGCCAGCUCUCUCAGAAGUCCUGAAGGCAUCUGAAAAUAAUUUCUUUUCAGCAAUACAAGUAGUUCAAAAGCAUCUAUAGGAAAAAUUGUCACCCGAUUACUCAAUCCAGAACUCAUCAUUAAGGCAUGAUUCUUUCAUCCUGAAUAAACUGGGAAAUUUGUUUCAAAAUUAUUAUUUUCUUUAAUAGCCACUCUGAGAUGAAUGCUAAAUGAGUGGUUGCCUCUAAUAAAAUUAUGAUCAUGGCAGUAAAGGAUCCCGGGUAAGAAAUAAGGAACUAAUGUCAUAGCACACAGAACAUCUGUUUUUACAAUCUGUUUGCUGUUUUGAGUCCUUUACCAUUGAAAGUGACAAUUUCAUGUGUGAGUCUGUCACCAGGAAAACAAGAUGAAUGUGCAGUUUGGGGACUAACGAGCACCUUUUAUCACACAUUCAAAGCAUUGUUAGAGUCUCUGUGUGAUCACUAAUGCAGAAAUCAGAUGAGGGAGUGCUUAUUUGUAGUUAGAAGUUAUUGUACUGUCUCUAAAAAAUUUUGCAAAUCACAAAAGGAAGACAGUAGGUGAAUUUCCCACAGAAAGCGAACAAAAAGAAUCUGCAAGCAGCAAGGACAGUACCAAGGAAGUUUAGCAAGGUUAUGACUCCUCCAGCAUUUAUCCAUACAGUGUUUAAUGAAUACAAUACCAUUCCUUCUUGCAUCUUUGGCAAACUCUCCUGAAGAUCUCCCACUCCUUUGCCUUUUGUUUAGAUGUGCAUAAGAUAUUUAUUUCAAAGGCUAACAAGGUACUCAUCACAAUCUUUAGCUUUGAAGGAAGUUGGGAAGUUAUUGGUACUCCUUUGUUUUCCCUGCUAAUCAUUUGCGUCUGAUGCUUCCAGCCCAGCCCACUCUGGAAGAUGUAUGCAGUCAUGCAGGAGGCACUUGUGCAUCUCAAGUGUCUGAAUGUCAACUCUGAGGUAGGUGCUGCAAACAUGCUGCCCUGUAUGGCGGGUGAACAGAACAAGACAGCAUGCCAUCUCUUAAACUGCAGUUGUAUUCAUGUAGGAUUUCUUUCAUUGAUGUAAAAUUUAUUUUUUCCUUCACAUUCUUGCUGUGAUUCAAUCCAUAAUGUUCUUUCUGCUUAGCAUUGCCUAGGGUGCUUAAAAUAUCAUGGGUUAGAAUAGUCCCAAUUCCGUAUCUUGUCAGAUAUAGUAAAGGGAGAAAAGCUGCAAUGAAGUGGCUGAGCUCAAUGUCAAUUCAUUUGUAGUUUUAGAGGUCUCAGACUUUCCCUCACUGGCACAUCUAGACCUUUCAAUAUUCAUCUGCAAAUUUUAAGUGGAGACCUGCUGAAUGUGUCCACCUACAUGAGCUGCACAGAGCCUACCAGGAAUAAGUUGGAGGGAUAUGUGCAAGCCAGUGCUACGAACUGGAACCAUGUCCCCAUACACAUGGGAGGAAAACCAGAACUUCCUCCUUGAUGCUGCAGCUACAGAACAAGAGCUUGGGAACAAGCAGUGUGUGCAAUUCAUCACAUGGUUGAUCUAAUGGAACAGCUGCAAGAAAAUAGAGUCCUGUGUAUUCAUUCAAGCUAUACUUAUUCUUCAGACUUCAGGAACACAAAGACAAUUAUUUUUUCAAGCAGUAUUCCACAUAUUGCUGUUUUUGUUUAUACCAGUGAACAGUGGAAAGAGAAAAAUGUCGUCACAAAGUGGCUCUGCUGUGGAUGCUGUGUUUCUGAAUCAUUUGAGGCACACCAUGUUUCCCAGGAGAGCUCCAGAAGGCAG
Molecule: messenger RNA, 4197 nt
Organism: Meleagris gallopavo (turkey)
Lineage: Eukaryota; Metazoa; Chordata; Aves; Galliformes; Phasianidae
Source: RefSeq, a predicted model, not a curated record